Arachis duranensis is the source of this 662-nucleotide messenger RNA. RefSeq lists its product as uncharacterized. The coding region runs from base 57 to 485 and encodes 142 amino acids. The transcript has 4 exons. NCBI's taxonomy places the organism in Eukaryota, Viridiplantae, Streptophyta, Magnoliopsida, Fabales, Fabaceae. The record is from RefSeq and is a predicted model, not a curated record.
UCACCCUUCUUCCCUUUUUGGUGUGCUUUCAGAAACGUCUUCUAAUCUACUCGCCAAUGUAUCAUAUACUGAGCCUAAUGAAAUAUUUUUCUUCAAUUCAUCACCAAUUCACGCUACAUGCACAAACUCGCGCGCUUUCUCCUUCGAUUCGUCGCUGCCAUUCAUCUCUUCUACAAGGGUUUUCACCUUCGAUUCGUCGCCGCUCAUUUCUUCUUCACCGUCGCCGCUCAUCACCGCGCUUACCAAUGUCGAAGAAACUGUGUGCUCUCUCGCAACCCCUUCUCUGCUCUGCUGUGAAGCAUCGAGGUUUCCGAGGAGGCAAAGCAUCGAUCCCUAACAAGCGAGAUGUGAUGAGAAGAGAAGAGAAGAGAAGAGAAGAGAAGAGAAGAGAAAGUAGCGCCGGAGUAAUUCACAUUCACCGUUCGCCCACUCGUUCAAGCUUUGAAGCUAGCCAUCUAAUUAUGAUUAUCUUUUUCCCCUCCUGACGCAUCUCUUCGCUGGUGGUUCACCUCCUGCGUCCGCGUCUCUUCUGUUUCCGUCGCAGCUGGCUGUUCUGCUCGCGCAUUUGAGUCCCGCCGUUACCGUUGGUGGUUCGCCUCAUCUGUUCGCGCUUCGGCCUCUCCUCGCCUCUGGUCGCAGCUUUUCUCCUUUGCUCGCCGCUU